This is a messenger RNA of Grosmannia clavigera kw1407, 5334 nucleotides long. RefSeq names its product kinesin family protein. The coding region runs from base 1 to 5334 and encodes 1777 amino acids. Gene Ontology annotation, molecular function: microtubule binding; ATP binding; microtubule motor activity. NCBI's taxonomy places the organism in Eukaryota, Fungi, Ascomycota, Sordariomycetes, Ophiostomatales, Ophiostomataceae. The record is from RefSeq and is a predicted model, not a curated record. The transcript is spliced from 4 exons. Gene Ontology annotation, biological process: mitotic spindle organization; microtubule-based movement.
AUGUCACCAGCUUCUUCCACGGGUGCGCCUCAGCGGCCUAUGAGCGCAAUGGUUCGUCCGGCUCCGAGAAGCAAUAGUCGCAUGAGUGCUGGUAGCAAGACAGGUGGUAGCCGUGCUUCGGACGAAGACACACGCACGUCUGUCAAAGUCGUUGUUCGCGUGCGUCCGCCUCUGAAGCCUACCGACCCCGGCUACGAUUUGAUUCCCCAACGUUUUCAACGGUCCAUGGUCCAUUUGAUGUCCGACACGAGCCUGUCGAUCGACUCACCACAAGGCCGCAAACUUUUUGUUUUUGACAGGGUUUUCGGUCCCGAGGUGACGCAGAACGGCGUUUGGGAGUAUCUGGACGACUCUGUUAAUGCCUUCACCAUGGGCUACAAUGUCUCCCUUCUUGCUUAUGGCCAGUCUGGUGCUGGAAAGUCUUACACCAUGGGAACAUCUGGGCCGAUAGACCAAGACAAUCUGGAAAUUAUGGGCGUCAUCCCGCGAGCCGCUGCAGCGCUGUUCGAAAAGCUGGAUGGCCCAAAAGGCACCACGAACCGCGCCUCGUUGUCCCAUAUGCGCGCUCCCAGAGGCUACGGCCAGGCCGCCCCGAAAACAGACAAGACCUGGACUCUCAUGGCGACGUAUGUGGAGAUCUACAACGAGCAGCUUCGCGACCUACUACUUCCUGAGCAUGUUCCGGUUCAGGAGCGCGCGAAUGUCACAAUUCGUGAAGAUGUCAAAGGCAACAUCCUUCUCACGGGCCUCCACCAGGUAGAGAUCUGCUCGGUUGAAGACCUCAUGAACGCCCUCAACUUUGGAUCUACUCUUCGCCAAACCGAUGCUACCGCUAUCAACGCCCGGUCGUCGCGGUCGCACGCCGUCUUCAGCUUGAACCUAGUCCAGCGGAAAGCAGGCACCCCGGGAGCUAAGAACGAGAAACGGAUGUCUGUUCCAUUGGAAGCCAUGUCAGGCACCGAAUCCUGGGUCACCAUUGACAGCAAGCUCCAUUUCGUUGAUCUGGCCGGAAGUGAACGCCUGAAGAACACGGGAGCACAGGGCGAGCGUGCCAGGGAGGGAAUUUCUAUCAAUGCCGGCCUCGCAGCCCUUGGAAAGGUUAUUUCCCAGCUUUCGUCUCGGCAGCCAGGCGCCCACGUGUCCUACCGGGAUUCCCGCUUGACUCGUUUGCUGCAGGAUUCCUUGGGUGGCAAUGCAAUCACUUACAUGAUUGCGUGUGUUACCCCCCCGGAGUUUCAUCUCAGCGAGACACUCAAUACGGUGCAGUAUGCACAGAGGGCCCGGGCGAUCCAGAGCAAGCCACGGAUCCAACAGGUUGAAGAGGGCGACAAACAGGCAAUUAUUGACCGCCUGAAGGCGGAGGUCGCCUUUUUGCGAGAGCAGAUUCGCAGCGCAGCUUCUGGAGGGACUAGUGGAGAACGGCGCGUACUAUCAACAAAUGAGCGUUCCGAUCGUCCAGGAGAACGGGAGGUGGAAUUGCAGAACGCCCUACUGGAUGCACAGGAAAACUACACCACCCUGAGCCAACGACACUCCCGACUCAUUGCUGAGAUGGCCAAAGCGCGAGACAACGAGGUGGCCGAGAAUCAGCUCUUGCUUGAUGCUGGGGGUGACAGCGCGUCUGCACGAUUAAACAGAUCCAACAGCUUCGCCCAGGCAGUCGAGCAGGUCGUUUUAGAAUACGAAAAGACGAUUCAGUCACUGGAGCAGUCACUUUCCAGCACUCGGGCGACUCUUUCGGGUACAGAAACAAGCCUGUUGGAAAAGGAAACGAAAUGCGCCUACGUCGAGACCAUCAAUUCUCAGCUUCAGGCCCGGCUGCAGAAGCUCACGGACCGAGAAGCCACCACCGAGAACUAUCUGCACGAUCUCGAGUCCAAGCUGGACGGCCACACGUUCGGCGAGGAAAGAAAUGCCACCAUUGUCAUCGAGCUGCGCAAAGAAAUCUCACGCAUUCGCGAGAAUGAGGCCACUUGCGAAGAUUAUAUCUCCACCCUCGAAGAGCGCUUAGCUGAAGCCGACCAAGACGCCGAACUGAUGCAGCGUGAAAUCGACCGCCUUGAACAGGUGGUCGAACGGCAACGCAGUCUCGGCAAGCUCGACUCUCUCUUGUAUGAACUCGAUAACAUGCAGCAGCAGGACGGCCGGUCCGAGACGCCUGCUGGUAUGGCCAGCGGUGCCGGUGCGAUGGAAGACUCCGUGGCCAACGGCAACGGUAUGGGCCAUCGGCGCACCGCUAGCCGUAGCAUCGCAGAGCACUCGCGCAGCCAGAGCCAUGUCAGCCGUAUGAGCCACAACACCGACGUCAUUCCCGAGGAAGAAGACGAUGGAUACGAUGACAAUUACGACAACGACAACGCCGCCGAGAACGAGAAUGACGAGGUGGGGAAUCAAACCUUCGGAGAGGCAGAAGAAGCCGAAGAUUCAGUUGAGGCACAGCUCUCUCGCUUGCCUCGUGGCGCUGCAGCACGUUCGGAAGGUCGUCUGAAUAAUUACCAGGAUAGCCAAGCGCAGUCUAACUUUGUUUCUGACAAGUUGGAGUCGGUGAGCGAGGAGCUCGUUGGCUUGCGUGUCGAGCAUGAGGCGACUCUGAAUGAGUUUGAGCUCCUUCAGGCUAAAUACGAAAAGGCGCUGCGGACGCUUGCAGAGUUGCAAGACUCGGUAGAUGAAUCCGGGCUCCCAAGGGAUGUGGCGAGAGAUUCGUUGGAGUCUGCGACCGACACAGCCCACACGGCACAAACAAGACCGUCGUCGUUCUUCUCCGAUGCAAGGUCUAAUGACGCAAAGAACGGGCGACACGUUUCGUCAACACGGUCACUCUCUUCUGAGCUGUCGUCAGCGAUGGAGUCCCCGGCUACGGUUGACCAUUCCGAUGCUGAAACUCUGUCCCCCAGGAAGGAGUUGCGGAACGCCACGUCCUUUCCUGGGGUUGGGGUGGGUGGUGUUUCGACCAAGCAUGGCACUGGGGAGAGUAACGACGGGGCCCUUGAGGCUGAGCUGCAGCAUUUGCGUGAGCUGGCCGCCAAGAAAGAGGAAGCUGAAAAGGAGCUAGCGCACAGAUAUGCGGAACUGGAAAUGCAACAUCACCAAACGUUGGACGUGGUGGAGGAACUGAAAACGGAGGUGGCAAAGGCUCAACAAGCUACCGAAGUCACGUCUCCUCGAUCCAUCACACCUGUCAUCCGCCGCAAGUCCAGCCAGAAUGUUUUGAAUGUUGACCGGGCUCACCGGUCGUUUGCGUCUCUACGGAACAUCGCUGCCGAUAACUUUUCACACAACCCUGAUAUGAUGCAAAACUUCGAAAUAAAUCUCAACGCAGCCAUGCAUGAGCUACAGGCCAGGGCAGAGCGCAUCCAAGAACUAGAGGCUGGCGUGGCAGCAGCGAAGAGGGAGAUGGAAACGAAGAUGACAAUCAUUUCCGGCUUGACCCGUGAACGCUCGAGUUUGAAGACUUCUCCAAUGGACAUUUCCCUGACGUCCACUCUACGAGACCAGCUUGAAAAGAACGAGCAGCAGUUGAGAGGAUUGCAGGAAACCUACGGCAAACAUGAACGGGAGUUGCAGGCGGAACUCCAGACGCUGCGUGCAGCCAUGGCUGGGGAUAACUCGGCUACGGUGCAAGCCCACGUCGACAAGACCCGGGGUCUUGAAAAAGAUCUGGCGAACUGGGAGACGAAGCAUCAGACAGCGCUGGAAGCGUUCAACGGCAAAGAGGAGCAGAUGAAGAAGCAGGUUGUUGAGCUUGAGGCCCAGCUUUCGCAUGUUCAGGCUCAGCUGGCAGAGGCUACGGCGACUAUUGCCUUUGCUGAAGGCGAGGAUCCAGCACAUGCCGACUCCAAGGUACUGUUACUGCAACAGCGCAAGCAGCAAGAGCAGGUCCAGAUGCUGCGUACGGAGGUGGACGAGUACAAGGCCAUUAUCAACAGCAAUGCGAGCAAGGUGGCCGAGCUUGAAACCAACUACGCGUCUGCAAAGGCGCAGCUGGAGGAGGCUAUCAAGGUUCGUGAGGCGGCGCUCGAUGAGGCCUAUGUGCACAAGACGCUGGUAUCGCAGCUGGAGGAAAGGAUUGGCGACCAAGAAAGGGCUCUGGCUAGCCACGAAGAGAACCUGGAAGCACUUCAGGCCGGCCACGCCGAUGACCUUGAGAAAGUGAGAGAAGCGUCGCGGAAUGAGUACGAUGCGGAGAUACAGCUUCUCAUGACGGAGCAUGCAGAGAACAUUCGCAUUCUGGAGAGCGAUCUGACAGAGGCGCGCGAAGACUUGAUGAAAGUGGCGGCCAAGGUCGCGUUUGCUCUCGGACUUGACGUCAGCGUGGAGAAGGUCGCAGAACGUGUUGACAGUCUUGUGUCGGUGAAGAAAUCGUUCACGGCAGAGCAGGCGAAGACGGCGGAGCUCCAGGAGACUGUGGCAGAGCUGACGAGUAUCAGCGACUCGGUAAUGCGCGACCUAGAGGCCGUUCGCUCGGUUUUGACCGUCAUGCUCGGUCCCGACGCCGAGCUGGUUCGGAAGCCCGGUGCGACUGUGGCGGACCAGAUGGCCGUUGUGCAAAAGCGCCUGCACGACCUGGAGACGAGGAACAAGAAGAACUCGCGCCUGGUCGACGAGCUAGAGGAGCAGCUGCAGACAAACUUUGAUCAGGCCCAGAUGACAACCAACCGGCUGUCUGUUCUGCAGUCUGAGCGCAACCAAAAAAUCGAGGAGGCUAACUCUGCGAAGAGCCGGAUCCAGUCGGAGCUGGAGGCAGUCAAGGAGGAAUACGCAGCAUUGAAGGCUCGCUUUGACGGGAUUACGUCAGCCGAUGGCGCACCACAGCGGUCCAACUCGACCAACUCGCAGCUGCGGGCAAGCUCAUCGGUGGGAUCGCUUCCGUCGCCUCCACCAGCCAUCCCGCUGCCACCUCUUCCAGGCUCCACCUCGCCACCGUCGACGACUGUGGUGCCAUCGACACCGACAACUUCAGGACGGCCACCAAGCAAGGACAUUGCGCUCCAGCAGAUCCAGCAGGACCAGGAGGCGCGCAUCCGGACGAUCGAGAAGCACCUGGAGGCGGAGAAGCAACUGACCCAGACGCUGGAGGAGGCGCUGACGGACUUGGAGGACCAGUCUAAUAAGAUGAAGACGGACUGUGAGGCGUGGCGUCGGCGCUGCACAGAUUUGGAGGCCGAGAUUAAGGAGCUCAAGGAGCGUCCGUCACAGGACAACCGGUGGAGCCUGCACCAGGUGGAGGAGGAGCGCAAGAAGCGGCGCGAUGCCGAGAUUGCUCGUGCUCAUCUGGAGGAGCGGAUGAAUGCGAUCAGCAAGAAGAAGAAGAAGGGCAGCCUGAACUGCUUCUAA